Molecule: messenger RNA, 6404 nt
Organism: Rhizopus microsporus ATCC 52813
Lineage: Eukaryota; Fungi; Mucoromycota; Mucoromycetes; Mucorales; Rhizopodaceae
Exons: 4
Coding region: 157-6372 (2071 amino acids)
Biological process (GO): ubiquitin-dependent protein catabolic process via the N-end rule pathway; protein ubiquitination
Cellular component (GO): ubiquitin ligase complex; cytoplasm
Molecular function (GO): ubiquitin protein ligase activity; zinc ion binding
Source: RefSeq, a predicted model, not a curated record
UUGUUUGCUUAGUUUACUUACGCAACUCGAGUCUUUUUUGUAAUAUUUUCUACAUACAUUUUUUUGUAUAUUCUUAAGCAUCCCCCAAAGUAUCAUAAAAGAGAGGAUAAAAAUAAAAAGGGGAAAGUCAGGAAGAAAAAGAGAGAAGAAGAUAGAAUGUCAACAACAGCAGAAACUACGAAUUUAAAGAAUGUGACAGCACCCGUGUCGGCAGCACAGCUAAAGACAUUUCUUGUCGAAGCACCCAUCAUGUAUAAAAGCCGUUUACACUCUGGAGCAGAAAAACAUAUACUUACGAAUUGUUAUCGAUCACUUUGGAACAAUGAUCCUGAAUGGUUACAACAAUACUUCUUUCAAGAAGGACUCACAGACAGUGACAACCUUUCAUUGUUACUAGAAAAAUACAAUUUAUUUGGCUCAAAAGAGCAUGAUAUAUCUGAUAUAAGGCAUGAGAAUCCGUUAGUAGACGAUACAAAUGAGCCUGAAUAUUGGGAGACUCAACGUGGGAAACAAUGUGGCCACUUGUUUAAAAGAGGCGAAAGUGUCUAUCGUUGCAGAAACUGUGGAUUGGAUGAUACUUGUGUUAUGUGCUCAAAAUGUUUUCAUGCAACAGAUCAUGACGGUCACGAUGUAAAGAUUUGGAUAAGCAGAGGAGCAGGUGGUUGCUGCGAUUGUGGUGACCCAGAAGCUUGGAAGGUCCCUCUUAACUGUAAAAUUCAUUCUCUGCAGUCUUCUUCAACACAGAUACCCAACACAUCUAUCCAUCAACUUGAACCUCUAUCAUCUGUACCACCCGCUCUAUUGAGCUCCGUUCGAGAAACAAUCACCGUCAUCGCAGACUAUAUCUUGGAGACAUUUGCUGCUUCACCUGAGGAUGUCAUGUCGAUUGGUUCGGUUGAAUCCAUAAAACAGGACUGUCUUGUUUCACAUCGAGCAUUAGGUCUACCCAUCGAUUUAGAGACUCAAUCAUACGCCUGCAUUUUAUGGAAUGAUGAAAAACACUCUUUUGAUGAUGUAAUUGCAGUCGUGAAAAAUGCAAUCGGCUGUACUCACGAACAGGCUGAAGUGAUAGCUCAAUCUGUCGAUAGGUACGGACGACACAUCGUGAAGGAAUCCAAAGAUAUUCAAAGCUUGAUCACAGCCGCCAGCAUCAUCGGCUCCAUCGGCUUGGCUGUCACUAUUUGUUCAGUGCAUAAAACAGUUCGUGAAGAAAUUGCUGGUCUUUUAUUGGACUGGUUAAAGGAAUUGGUCAGCGGUCGAUACAGGUUUUUUAAUAACGUAGAAGGCGGUAAUACAAUCAUACGAGAUACUAUCUGUCAAGUUCUCUCUACUGAUUGGGCCCUUCGACCUGACCUUGCCAGAUUGUCUACACGCUACAGAAGAGCUAGAAUGCCAGAAGAAGAAGACGAUUCAUUCGAAUUUGGUGAUGAAGAUGGUGGUAUGGAUAGCGAUGGUGAUGAAAUCAUGUUUGACGCUGAUAAUGUUAUCGAAGAAGAUAUUGAAGAAGAGUUUGAAGAAGAUGACGAAGGAGAAGAACAUGAAGAAGGCGAUGAUGAAAGUUCUUCCAAUAGCGAGACACAUAGGCAUCUGGAAUUUAUCAUGGGGCAUCACCUUGAAUGGCAUCGCAAUGCUAGUGAAAGGUUAGCAGAGGAAGCACGACUCCAUGUGGACGCAGAUAGGUUGCACGAAGAGCGUGACCAAGAGAUCCUCAAGAGACGUCGAUCCUCUUCAUCGUCUCAGCCAAAGUCACACAAGACGCACAAACCAAGAGAUAUAUUGGAUAUGGAAUGGAAUCUGGAUGCUUGGUUAGAUUAUACCGACAAGUUGGAGUUGGCUGAGCGACAGAUUGCAAAGGAUAUGGGUGUGCCAUUGACGAAUCAUGGGGCAACAAAGAGCUCGGCUGAAAUCAAUAGCAACUUGAAAAAAGAAUUCAGACGUAAACUUCGUCUGGAUUACAUCUUGCAAUUUGAUCUUAGACUAUGGAAGACGGCUCGAAUGGAUAUCAAAGACUUGUUAAUCGGCACCUUUAUCUCAAAUUACGAAUAUAGACCUAUCCUCGGUGUUCGUUUUGCACGUAACUACCCUGAAUUGAUUGAUGCAUUCUUUUUCAAGGACAGAGAACCUGAAAAUUCUGUGAGUACACUGUCCGUUCAACUCUUAACUGUGCCUACAGUCGCUUCUAUACUCGUCAAAGACUACAAGUUCUUUGGCAUGGUAUGUUCUAUUCUAUCCAACUUUUUCUUGACCGAUCGUAUUCAUAUGAUCUUGCCUGAAGAUUAUUCGCAAGCCCAAGUGGAUUCUUCAUUUAGAGCGAUUGCCCGUCACCGCUAUGCCUACACGAUCUAUGACUUGCGAUAUGUCAUGAAUGCCGAACAAGUGAAAUUGGAAAUUUCAAAGAGUCCUCUGUAUCUUCGCCAUUUUAUCGACAUGCUCUAUCAAUUCCAAGCCAUGGAUCCCUUAAAGCGUCAAUCAGAUGCCCAUGUAGAGUAUGAAUCAAAUACAUGGAUGAAUGCCUUUAAUGUCACCUUACAAAUCGUUAAACUCUGUCGACUGUACGCAGCCUGUUUUGAUGCUCUUCAAUCUGAAAUUCCCAUCGUACAUGCAUCCUAUAAUCUUUGCCGUACCGUCUACCGUGUUUUAAAGGCUAUUCGUGACUGGAACCCUCGUCUGUCUCCUGCGUCUCUUCCUUAUCCAAAUAUAGCUCAGAAUAGAAUUAUCAUCAAAGGCAUAUCAGAGCAGAAAUAUCAUCAAGUCAGUACACCUCAUGUAGGUCCUUUUGAUAUCAUUGACUAUGAUGUCACAGUUCAGCCUGUAUCGUUCCAUCAUCCUUUCCACUGGCUUCUAUCCGAAUUGUUUGAAAAUGUGUCCUUGCUAUAUGAUGAAGUGUUGGCCGAGAAUGGUUGGAUUGGCGGAUUUAAGCAAAUGGUGAAUAAUGCACUUCAGGAUGAUCGCCGUGCUACUUUUCUGGAUAUACUUGAGUAUCCUAUUCGUACACUUACCAUCUUAUCACAGAUCAACUGUGGUGCUUGGGUAAGGAAUGGCUAUGGUAUCCGUAAUCAGUUCCAUACGUACAGAGAUAUCAACGUUAGAGAGAAUACCCUAGAUCGCGACAUUUUCUUACUCCAAGUUGGAUUUGUUGUCUGUAAUAGCGACCAACUACUACUGACGUUAAUUGACAGAUUCCAACUUCAAGAUUGGUUUAAAGGAAAAUGGAACAAAACGCAUCCUGUUUAUGACUCACCACAAAAGACCUUUAUGGUAGAAGAGCUGCUGUAUCUGUUGAUCGUCAGUGCUACUGAACAUGGUUAUGCAUCAGGAACAUCCACUGAACAACGUAUUCGUCGUGCUAUCAUUCAAUACCUUGGUCUUUCUAGUCUCUCCUACUCAGAACUACUCAAGUUAAUCCCAGACACUCUCACUGAACACGAAUCAUUUGAAGCUGAACUCAACAAGGUUGCCAAUUUUAGAGCACCCGACGGUGUCAAUGACAAAGGCAUGUACGAAAUCAAGCCUGAGUGUUUGGACGAGAUUGACCCUUACUUCUGGCACUACACACGUAACAAGCGCGAAGAGGCACACGUCGUGCUGAGAAAGCGCUGGAACCAACUGCAUCCUGAAAAUGCGUUGGACGAUAAGGAAGAAUUCCUUGCUCAACCCAAGAUUCACCGCAUUGAAAAGGGGCCCUUCAGACAUCUUAAUAACUUUUUACAUUCCAAAGUGUUUUGUCAGAUCCUGAUUUAUGCCUUAUGGAACUCAAAGAUUGCCAAACAAGCCAAAAGUGAGACAAUAUUGGACGAAGCGCUUUACCUUGGUAUACUUGCUGUAACAGACGUCAAUAAUGAACAAAGUGAUAUAGAUCCCUUUAUGGAUACAUCAGGAGGCUUUGUUGAAAAUGCUACAGAGAAUGAAUAUGCUAUACAAGUGAAUGAGAUCGAACGAGUUCAUUCUACGUUGCUAUCCGUGCUCAUACACUGUGUGGAUGACAAGGAGCUUUCUCAUACUCAUAAGCGGUUAUGCUUCAUCAUUGACAAGAUUGAGCAACUUGGCAAUCAAAAGACCAAAGAUAUGAUUGGCGAGUGGAAAGAGAGAAGAAGCAAGCAGAUUUCUUUUGAUAACCAAGGCAACUCAAGUGGCGAUGGCAUGUCCGAAUACGAACGUAAGAAAGCAGCUGCUAAAGCGCGUCAAGCAGCCAUCAUGUCCCAAUUUGCACAGGCUCAGUCCAAAUUUAUGGAACAGCAUGCAGAUUUGUACAAGGAUGAAGAAGAAUUUAAAGAUGCUAUGGAUGAAAUUCCUGCAAAUGAUGACUUGAUGUCCUCAGCUAACGAAUUUGAAAUUGUACGCAAGUGUCAUUUCCCUACUGAUAACUGCAUUGUAUGUCAAGAAGAAAUGGAUGGUUCCAAACUGUACGGCAUGCUUGGCCUCGUCCAGCGUUCUAAUGUCCAGCGACUUUCACCUGUGACCAAGGACGUUUGGUCUGAUAUACUUGACACAGGCCUUCAUUCACAUAACCCUUGGGGCCCAAGAGAGGAGGCAAGCAAUGAUAAAGAAACGCAUUUUACUGCAUUCCCUACCAGCUCACACGUGUCUGGUGUCGAUAUUUCCUCUUGUGGUCAUUUAAUGCAUGCUGAAUGCUUUGAAACAUACCAGCAAUCUGUAGAUAAUCAAGACUUUAUGAGUCGUCUUUCACUUACAAGAUCACCCAAAGGCCGAUUCCUAUGUCCUCUCUGUAAAGCACUGGGCAACGUGUUGGUUCCGAUCGUCUGGAAAGGCAAAAAGGAGACUUACCCUGGUGUCAUGGCUCCCUCUACAUCUUUUGAUGAUAUGGUAAAAUCGCUGCUUGAAGUAGCUGUUGAUGCUAGUGAGAAGGUUGCAUUCAAAAGAAGGACAGGUCUCCCUCAGGACUCCAACCUGGUUAUAGCUGAUGAGGAAAGGCUCAAGUAUCUCUACAACAAAUUGAUCAGAGCCAUUUAUAAAGCGACAGGGGACGAAUCUGGCGAAUUUGUAACAGAUUUGAAGGAUUCUUUAUAUUAUCUAUAUGAUAUGUACGCAUAUACCAUCAGUAACUUUGAAGUGGCGCAAAGAGGAGCAGAGAAUACACGAGCGAGGGACCUGAUGGUGGAGCAUACAGGAACAUUUAUCGAUGAUAUAUCAAGGACAUCACAGACACUCUUAAAGAUUCUGUCAAUGACAAAUGGACUAGUGCCCAAACUGAUGGAGUCUCCCUGGCAGACCGAUGAUCACCAAGUGGCAGAAAGCGUUUUACUUGAACAGCUGUAUCAGUUCAUCUCAGGCCCGGAUAAGCCCAGUACAGUGCCAGUAUUAUCAGAUGAUCCAUUCAAGGUCCUGGUUCGUCUUGGUUUCCUUGUUGCAGAUUACCCAGAUGUGCAAGCACAUCAUCUGAUGCGUGCUCUUUAUCUAGCCGAUCUGACAAAGACUGUGAUUGGCAUUGCUCAAGUCAUGUGUGAUAAUGAGAGACUCUUCAAGGAUACCAGGUUGAAUGAACUACUCACUACUCUCUGUGACAAUCAACAGCAACAAGUCAAGGGAGUAGAUGGUGCCAAGCGUUUUAUAGAACACGUUCUUUCAUCUAUAGGAUUUCCUCAUGUCAAGACAGUGUUUGACAGGUUAAAUCCCAAGGGAUUUACUGCACUUCUUCGCUUGUUUACUUUGCCCUAUCUUCGCAAAUCGCUGCUAUUGAUGACAGUACAUCAUGGAUUUAUCCCACAAAGUCCAAGCUCAACAGAUGCUAUGGAAGAAGGAUCACAAAGUGAAUAUGAUCGUCUAUUGGAGACGUUGAAUCUUCCCAGUUUUGAAACCAUCUUCAACUUUACAAGUACUGAUCAGGAACUACUCAACUACUGGUGCCAGGACUUUUUGGACAGGAAUGGAACACAUAUAUCACUGAACUUGCCCAUUAAGUAUCGUUUAACGACAUUACCUUAUCGUCUGGAUGUUUUGCUUGAUGAAAGCUCGAAACGCAUCUGUCGUAAAUGCAACUCUGUUCCUGAACAUUCGGCCAUUUGUUUGAUUUGUGGUACGUUUGUAUGUGCUCGUCGAUUCUGUUGUACGGAAGGAACUAAAGGCGAAUGCAACGUUCAUAUGAAGAGCUGUGGAGGUGAAAUUGGAAUAUACAUGAUGAUCAAAGACUGCUUCUUAUUACUAUUACAUGAUAAUGGAGGUAGUAUUAUGAAUGCACCCUAUCUCGAUAGUCAUGGAGAGGCCGACAUAUUCUUUAAGCGAGGUGCACCACAGUAUCUCAAUAUGAAAAGAUAUGAACAGAUUAGACAAAUGUGGUUAACACAUUCUAUACCUUCAUUCAUCAGAAGAAGGAUGGAAGCAUCACAAACGACAACAGCUUGGGAGGCAUUUUAAAUUCAUUCUUUGUACAGUGAAGCAAUAAAAUA